UUGUCAUGUUUCAAAUCAAAUCUGCCCAAAUUCGCGUUUAGUUACAAAAAUAAACUCUCAUUCAGUAUUUGUUUCGAUUUCUGUGGCUUUUCUAUUUAUUAUGGAGUAAUACCUAACAGAAUAUAUCUAUCUGUUUAGGAAUUGUGUUCGUGUUUCAUACAUUUCCUUAAAAAUCGUACAAAUGAAAUGCAACGUCCGUGAACUCGCUCAUCUGAGCGAUCAACCUUGUGUUAUAGAAGGAAGACUGAAUUAUAAGAAGCUAUCUACUGCUAGUUAUCGACACCAGCCAGUAUUCAAAGAAAGAUGGUUCCGUCUAAUAAACAAUUAUUUGUUUUAUUUUAAAAUAAGUGAAAUGGGAAAAUUUGAUACUAAAAACCCUGCUGGGGUUUUUGUAAUGGAGAACUCAUCCAUUCAAAUGGAACAUGGACAGAAUAUACCAUUUUCAUUUUCAAUAUCUUUUAUUGAUGAGCCUGAGAAAAGGCACCUGUUUGCUGCUCGAGCUGAGGACAAUGUUGUCCAGUGGGUGAUCAAGCUCAGAGAAUGCUCCUAUGAGUACUUACGCAAUCAGCUCCAUACUUUACAGUCAAAAAUUUUCUCUAUCACUGGCAAAGACCCUUUGCUCCUGGUUCCACGAAAUGAGGGAGCUUGCCUAUGGGCCCCCGCUGUACCAUUCUCCACUGCAGCUGCAUGCACUGUGAACACCAGCUCAUUCAGCUGCCACCUUCAUACUAAUGGUGCAUUUACUCUCGAAAGAAGUAAAUCUGAUGUCCAAGCUCACAAGCAUUUACAUGGUCGUUACUCUAAGAAAACCACUUUCUAUACUGAUGAUAUUAAGACAGGUGAUCACAAAGAGGAGUCACCACAAGCCUUUGCUUUAGAAAGAAGUAAAACAUCAGGUCAGUUCUCAGGUAGUAUGAAUAAUUUUGAUAAUACAAUCUUCGACAACCGGCCGGUAUACUCUCGCGCGGCGCCCAGUCCUCCAGCGCGGACCAAGUUGUCCCCGUCGACGCGACGACCCGACUUGACGCAAGAUAUGAAGCAGUUCCUGGAGCACAGUAAGUAUCUCUCAACUACUAGUAUCUUAGAUGAGGCACCAGUGCCUCCCAGAAGGAAAAUAUCACCAAAACAAUUAGAUCUUGUAAAGACAGAACCUAGCAAUAGUAGUCAAUCAAGUGAAGAUCUGAUACAGUUUUAAUUUGCAAAGAAGCAUUUCUUUGUUACCCACCUAGUAUAAAGUAAGAGUUUUGAAUGUACCCUUGCCUUCAAUAGUCGUUAGUAUUAUUAUAUCUUAAUUUAUAGUGAAAAUAUUAAGGCCAUUGCUACAACCAUGAAUUACUUCAUGAACCUAUCAUGUAGAACUGCAUUUAUUACGAAUCACAGCAAUUAUGGUUAUAAAUACAACUUAUUGAUUCAAUAUUAUUGUGAUAUACUUAGUGUGUAAUUUAUAAAUACCUAUAAAUUAUGUCAAAAUCAUACCAUUUCGUUAUGUAAUAGGAUUUACUGUAUAAAGUAGCAUCAGAGAAGUUUAUCAAAUAAUAUAAAAUAAAAAAUAUUUCCCUGUGUGAUAUGAAUCAUAUUAAUCAUCAUAACUUAUAUUAGACAAUUGCAAUAUCCUGCCCAUUACUUACAUUUUGUGCAAUAAAUAAAACCGUAAUCCAAUCAGUUUCUCGACGAAACAAGGCAAAAACAAAUUGCGGUCAGAUUGAGAUGCAAUUCAAUUAACUUUCACCAGUGGUUAUUGUUAACUUCGCUAAUUUAGAAGUCAUUAAAUAUUGUAUCUAUACCAUUGUCAUUUUGAAUCACAAAAUUAAGAGACUAACAACGAUUUAAAUUAAUUGAAACAAUGAGAUUAGUGUAAAUAAGUUAAUCGACGAAGAUGAAGACAAUGCGCAGUGUGUUCUAGUCAGAUUUAUGGAAGUAAACCUUGAACAAAAUGAUAAUAUAUGACACCUAUGCUUAUGUAAUCAUAUGAGUUUUCUAAAAGACAUUUUUAUGUAUGUAAUUUGUAAUUUGUAAUUUAACAUAAUAUUUUUAUAGCGGACGUAUUUAAUAAUUAAAUUUUUAAUAAAGGUAUUUGCACUUUGAUAUCUUUAGAUAGAAGUAAAAAUAAGACGAAUGUGUAACAUUUAUGAAGGUCGAUUCGCACAUUACAACGUAAUCAGUAAAGUUCAUUUUGCCACUUGUAUUAUAAUGAUAAGGUUCUGUUACCGCUUCGUGUCUAGGGAUUAGCUGUGGUGAUGGUGACGGUGAGUUCAACGGCGUAAUACUGUCGUAACGUAGUUGUUGUCACAGGACUGUAGUUUGAAAUCCGUCCAGAAUUAACACGAAUACGUAUAAAUCAAAAUAUUUAUACUAUAAGCACGUGUGAUGUAGGUACAUUUUUGGUAUGAAUAUGAGAAGUUGGCAAUGCGCGGAUUUGAUAACCCUUCCGUGAUUAUCUGUCUCGCUCGAGAGGAGAGUUGCAUGGAAGAGCGAUUUACGCAUAAAUUCACGCGAAUUCCAAAUCUCACUUGUCUUACGCGGCUUUUUUGUAUUGAAUUCUAUUUUACUAGGUAGGCAGAUAUUUCACGAAUAUAUAAAUGUUAAGAAAUAUACAAAAAAAGGGAAUUAAUGUUUAUAGCGACGAUUUGAAUAUCAGAUGUAGCGAAUCGAUAUAUAGUAUAUAUGUAUUUAGUAAGAAUUGGUGAAUGAAAUAUAUUUUUUUACGUUUAAUUAAUAAAUAUAUUGAAAACAUACAA
Messenger RNA from Pectinophora gossypiella (pink bollworm), 2738 nucleotides. RefSeq lists its product as uncharacterized. Gene Ontology annotation, biological process: retrograde transport, endosome to Golgi; receptor recycling; endosome organization. Bases 182 to 1195 code for a protein of 337 amino acids. NCBI's taxonomy places the organism in Eukaryota, Metazoa, Arthropoda, Insecta, Lepidoptera, Gelechiidae. The record is from RefSeq and is a predicted model, not a curated record. Gene Ontology annotation, cellular component: recycling endosome; trans-Golgi network; early endosome. The transcript has 4 exons.